Spirodela intermedia is the source of this 1523-nucleotide messenger RNA. Lineage: Eukaryota; Viridiplantae; Streptophyta; Magnoliopsida; Alismatales; Araceae. The record is from the annotation of a GenBank genome assembly.
AUGUGGGUAAUCUCUAGAUCUUCUUGCAAAGUCUAUAGAUCAAUGAAAUGGUUGUCAAAUCGUCUCCUACGGCUAUCACCCGGCGGAGAGGGAAAACGGUGACUUUGUGGCUCUUCGAUGGCUGUCACCUAAUGGAGAGGAGCUGGAUGGAGGUGGGACGCAUGUUAGAGAGCUUCAUCCUCAAGUUCACGCAGCAAGAGGAGGCUCUUUAUCACAUCUGGUAUGCUCUCAGGAGGUGGUGACUCGUCUCUUAGUGGAUCGUCCUCUUCCUGACGACAACUUGUUCAUCAAUCAAUCGAAGAUGCUUUACUUGAUGGAUUCACGAUCCUUUUAUCGCAAAUCGUUCUUAAGUGGAUAGCCAAUGGUCAACUUUGUCCUUAAGUGUAUGAGGAAAUAAUUUCAUCUUAAUAAUUUUCAGUGUAACUUGAGAGAGAUUAACUAAAUCACAGACUAUAUGAAAUUUUUCUAAGUGCUGAUGAGGUUCCUCUAAAAGCAAUUUAUGAAAAUUAGGGAGCAUUUGAAAAAUUCUUGAAUUUAUUUCAAAUUUAAUAGUGAGUGAUGAUGGGACUCUAAUAUUAGAUGUUCUUUGAAAUGAAUCAAGGAUAUAAUGAUUUUUCAUGGCCAUAGGAUUGUUCCCAAUUUGACUUGUACUUCCUUUAGGAUCCAUCAAAAUUAAUUUUUCUUUCAGAUUUCUAAUUUUUAAUAAAAUAAUGAAAAGAUCUUCUACCAUGCAUAAAAAAAAAAAAAAUUUGAGAAAAAAGUUUAGCAAUUAUUACCCUCCUUCAAUAUACUCUAGUCCCUAUCUUGCUUAUCUUUGUUCCUUUUUUUAAAAAAAAAAUCAGCAAGCAAAAAAUAAAACAAGAGUUAAAUUUUUUUUGCAUACUCUAAGAGAAAAAUACAAAAAUAUUAAUUUUGAAAUUUAAAAUUUAUAAAACUAGAAAAUAUAAGUUUUUGAAUAUUUAGAAGUAUUUUUGAACAAAUAUAUCAAUAAUAAUUUAAUAAAAAUUUCAAAAAUAGUAGAAAUUUUCUAGGUCAGUCAUAGGGAUGUAAUAUAAUAUCAGGUAAUUAUUCAAAAUUUGCCUCAAAGAAUAUUAUUUUCUAUGAAUUAUACACUAGGAAAUAAAAAUUAAAUGUAUUUAAAAUUCAUAAAAUGGGAAAUAAGAGUGCAGACAUCAGGAUGACGUCAGUGCUUGAUGAAUGCAAAUCAUAGUUCCACCCAGCGAUUCUUACCUAAGUGAUUAGAGAUGAUUUAAUUGAUCAAAUUAAGAUUUGUAAAAGUUGAAAGAAUUGUAAUUGAAUAAAGUAUAUCUUGGUAAAUUUAAAUCACAUAAAUUAUCUCUAAAUAAAGUGAAAAGUAAGUUGAAAGUAAGAAAAUAGAGUUUCAAUGUCGCAGUGGUGAUGUGUCGGUGAUGCACCGAAAUCUUGAGCAUUCAGGAGGAUUGUCAUGUAGUGUUCACAGCCUCAAAGGCUCUCUUUGGACAAGGACGACAUGGGCAAUCUCUAGAUCUCCUUGCGAAGUCUAG